GCCGCCCGCCCCGCUCGGGCACGUUCCGGCUGCCUCCCGGGCUGCGCGAGCCCCUCGCAGGCGGUGCAGCCAGGUGGCCGGUCACUUCGCCCGCCUCAGGCCGGCUGGGCGGGAAAGCGGCUCCCUCUCCCCGGCCUGAGCCCGCUGCGGGGAUGUGCCAUUGCCAUGGCGAGGAGGCUCUUCCCGGGGGCCUGGCUCAGGAAGCCCUACUACGGCCAGGUUCGCUUCUCUUAUAUGCGAAUGAAGUAUCUCUUCUUUUCAUGGCUAGGAGUAUUUAUUGGCAGUUGGAUUAUUUAUGUUCAGUACUCAUCUUACACAGAACUUUGCAGAGGGCAUGACUGCAAGAAAAUAAUAUGUGAUAAAUAUAAGACUGGGGUUAUUGAUGGAUCAGCAUGUAGUAGCCUGUGCACAAGACAAACUCUGUAUUUUGGAAAAUGUUUGUCAACCAAACCUAACAACCAGAUGUAUUUAGGAGUCUGGGGUAAUCUACAAGGUGUUAUAAAAUGCCAGAUGGAAGAAAUCGCUCAUAUUGAUCUCAGAACUGAACUGGAACCAAGGAAGGAAACUAUUCUGUUUGAUAAACCAACUAGAGGAACCACUGUUCAGAAAUUCAAGGAGAUGGUCUAUGGGCUUUUUAAAGCAAAACUAGGUGAGCAGGGAAACCUUCCGGAGUUGGUUAAUCUAAUCUUGUCUGUUGCUGAUGGAAACAAAGAUGGUAGAGUUUCCUUGCCAGAAGCAAAGUCAGCGUGGGCUCUCCUUCAGUUAAACGAGUUUCUGCUAAUGGUAAUCCUUCAAGAUAAAGAACAUACUCCCAAAUUAUUGGGCUUCUGUGGGGAUCUUUAUGUGAUGGAAAAAGUUGAAUAUACCUCUCUCUUUGGAAUAAGCCUUCCAUGGAUGGUUGAACUUUUCAUUCCCUCUGGUUUCAGAAGAAGCAUAGACCAGUGGUUUACUCCAUCAUGGCCAAGAAAGGCAAAAAUAGCCAUAGGGCUUCUAGAAUUUGUGGAAGACAUUUUCCAUGGACCUUAUGGAAAUUUUCUUAUGUGUGAUACGAGUGCCAAAAACCUGGGUUACAAUGACAAAUAUGAUUUGAAAAUGGUGGACAUGAGAAAAAUAGUGCCAGAAAUGAACUUGAAAGAACUGAUUAAAGAUCGUCACUGUGAGUCUGACCUUGAUUGUGUGUAUGGCUCAGACUGUAGAACUGUGUGUGACCAAAGUAAAAUGAAAUGUACCACAGAAAUAAUUCAGCCAAAUUUAGCAAAGGUGUGCCAUUUACUAAAGGACUACUUGCUUCGUGGGGCUCCUCUGGAAAUACAUGAAGAGCUUGAGAAACAACUGUACUCCUGCAUUGCCCUGAAAGUCUCAGCUAACCAGAUGGAGAUGGAGCAUUCUUUAAUACUGAACAACUUAAAAACUUUAUUGUGGAAAAAAAUAUCUCAUACAAAUGAUUCUUAGUUUGUCUCUAAAGAAAACAUGGAUACUGCUGUAGGAACUGGCCACUUUGUCAAACACAGCUUCAACAUUUUUUAAAUGCUCUAUGUAGCUUAAUCAGUUUCAUCGAUACUCCUUCGAACACUGCCACCCCAGUGAUUUUUCCAGCUGGAAAAAUGAAGUGUAUUUUCAAAUAUCUGCUUUGACAGAGACUACAGAAGCCAUAUGGCUACAGCACUCUCAUGUAGAGAGAGAGACAAUGCAGGCUUCAUGUUCUCCUUUUGCCCUUACCCAAAUUAACAUUUUUACCAAGGGCAUUUUAUUGAUCACAUUUGCUGUGCUCCUUCAAACUUAUUUGAGCCAAGCUUGAACAUUCAGAAAAAAAGCAUGGGGGUAUAGAGCUUCUGUAGCUGUAUUAGUUCAGAAAGUGAGUGUGGGAUAAAGUUUGAAUAUUUGGUCAUUUCAAAAACUUCCUGCAUAGGGGAGUCUACCACGUCAGAGAGAAGGGUUGUAACUUAUCUCCCUAGUGUGCAGUCUUUCCACAAUCAGGAAGUUUUUGAAAUGGAAAACUGCUGAAACUCAUGAAUUCUACCUGCACUCUUAAGUAACACAGUCCCAAGAGGGCAUUCGCCUUUAAUACUGUGAGACGUUCCAUCACUCUCCCACUGCAGUGGUUUUGUGAUUCUUUCGAAAGUUUCUUUAGGAGUCUGAUUUUACGAACACUUAACCUGAAUACCCACCACUAUUAGAAUCUAACAUGGUAGUAUCCAAGCUGCUGUCUAUAAAUGAAAUAUUUUCAUGUUUGUUUACUAAUUUUAGCAGGGCAGAAUUUGCACAUUAGUGAUUUUUAAGAGAAAAUCAAUGUGAUGAUUGAAAAAUGUUUUAAAGAAACUGGAGGUUUUUUGAGACCUGAACCUUUUUGUUAACUUUUUACAUUUGUAUACACAUUUACCUCAUGCAUACAUUGAAUGUUACCAAGUUAGCCGAAAUUUCCUAGUUAAAAACAUGCAUUGUACCAUGCUAGCCGUUAAAAUUGAAAUAAAGCAUGUUGCGUGCAUAUACAGACACACUGUAGCAGCAAUAUUUAUAGACAAACAGAUUACACAAAUUUAUAACAAAGGGGUUAAGUAUCACUGUUAUGAAGCCAAGGAUUUGGGGGGCACUUUAUGCAUUUUUUAUAUGGAUUACAUUAUUUUAAUGUAAUUAAUAGUCAGAUCAUAGUUGUUGCUAUUUGAGGUGAAAUAUUUGAAACCAUGGGGCAUAAGCCAGUCAAAGGUAAGCAUCUCUACUACCCUGUUUCCAUGAAUAUUUUCUCUGAAACUGAAUUCAAAAAGAAUAGGUAGGUAGCUAUGUUGGUCUGCAGCAGAACAGCAGGCUCCGAGUCUAGUGGCACCUUACAGACCAACAAGAUUCUCAGGGUGUAACAUCUCCAGUUCUCCACCAAGCUUUCGAGAGUCAAAGCUCCCUUCAGAUAUCUGGAGCAGCUUUGACUCUCAAAAGCUUAUACCCUGAAAAUCUUGUUGGUCUCUAAGGUGUCACUGGACUCAAAUUUCUGAAUUCAAUGUGCGCAGGACUACAGGCGAACCCAAUCUGACUACAACAGAGUAGUAGUAUGUGUUUAACCCCAACUGAAAUCAGAGGAGGAACUGUGCUUAAUAACGACCUGCUCUUUCCCAUAAGUAUCAGCCACCUUGGUAAAUCCUACCAGAGUUGUUGGAUCCAAGUCUGUUAGUCCAAAAGCCAAAUUGAUUAAGUGCUUUAGCUUAACUAAAUUAUAGAUCACUUGAUGUCAUCCUGAAAUGUGUAUUAGAUUAGAUCCAAAGGUUCCCAUCUGCUAAGUGGAGGAAAGGGACCACUGGAUCCAACCCACUAUUUUAAAGUUAAAGUUUGAAUUAAUAUUGUGCAAUAUCUAACCUUGUUCUAGGACCAAGGCAGGCUGGUUUUUAAACCUGGAUUUUCCUUGAGUUAGAGGCCAUGGGCAUCCUGAACUGAAACUCUAUCUUUGCUUUACUUGCAAAGCAGUAAAGUGAAAUAAGACAACGGGCAGAUAUAUGUAUAAGAGCACUUCUCCUAGUUCAAUUUUUGAAACUGUUUGGUAGUUUUUCCAGUAUCUGUUUUGUGUGUUUCACAGGCCUACAUGCAUGGUCUCCACUUCUGAACAAAUAUAACAACUUUGACUGCAAAUAGAUAACCAUGGUGUCUUUUAGCUUCUAGAUGUUAACACUACAUUCACUGCAGUUGGACAUUCCCUAAAUCUGCUCAACUGACAUGUCAUUCAUUGUUUUGCAGAACUCUUGUAAUGCACUUGUGUACAUGAUCCUUGAUACUAAUUUGUACUUUCCACCUCUUCACCUGCCACACUUCUAUUUCUCUUACAAGGGGGAGACGCUAAAUAAAAUGUUUUUAAAGUUUUUCUAUUUACAUUUAAUAUGCUGCUUUUGACAUGAUUUGUUCUACCCCCAUAAUCAACAAGCACUCAAAACAAUUUUUUGUGAUCCCUAAAUCAAAUGUGAAAUAUUAAUUUGUUUUACAAUCAUAUGCAUUGUUGCCUUGUAUAAAUAUUUUUACUAACCCACAGCAUCCACAUUUUUUUUUCUCAUUUGACAAGCAGCAGCAUUUGAUAUUUCCAACUACUAAGCAGCCCACAUCAUACCAGGCAUGUAUUUAUGCCAGGAAGAUCUAAAUGUCAGUAUUGUUACAAUCAUUGCUCGGUGGUAGUGGGGAUCUUGAGCCAAAUAUUCCUAGACAUUUAAAUGAUUUGAGUAACAAAGCAGUUUCUACUGUUUUACUUUGAUUGCUGUUACACCAUCUUCAUGAGUUUUCAUUUUGAAUAUGAACUGUUUACAAUAAACUGAAAUUAUUUCA
Molecule: messenger RNA, 4293 nt
Organism: Eublepharis macularius
Lineage: Eukaryota; Metazoa; Chordata; Lepidosauria; Squamata; Eublepharidae
Gene: DIPK1A
Product: divergent protein kinase domain 1A
Exons: 5
Coding region: 166-1452 (428 amino acids)
Source: RefSeq, a predicted model, not a curated record